AUGGAGCAACUAGCACAGCAAUACAUCGACUCGACAAAUGUGACGCCUCGCUGGCUACCAGGAGGCGACGCAUUUUGGUAUAAGCAGAAUAUCUCACCUGCCAAAUGCCAGUUUCUCUUAGUUGAUGUCCGUGGAAAGAUUCGCGAGGUAGCGUUUGAUCACAAGCAACUCGCUGAGGCUCUGCGCGAGAAGACAAACGAAGAGAUUGACCAAUUCUCUCUUCCUUUCAACUGGAUUGAACCGGUCCCAGACGAAUCAUGUGUCCGAUUCCGCUUCGACAAUCGAAAGUGGCAGUUUGGGCCAAAUAGUCAAUUCGAAGAGUGGGAGGGACAAUUCACCACUGAACCAGAUCACCUGCUCCAAAAAGAAGUCAUUUCUGCAAAUAGUGACACUAAAGUCACCGUCGAUUUUGUGAAUCGUACAGGCAAAACCCUCAGGGUGUUUUGGGUCGAUUGGAAAGCAAAAGCUAUUCCAUAUAUGUCGAUCAGGAAUGGCGAAACAAAACGACAGAUUACAUACGUGGGCCAUGUUUGGCGACUGGUAGAUGUGUCGAACGAAAAAUCCAGGGCAGUCUAUUCAGCACCUGACGAGGGAAAUCAUGUCGCUAUCAUCGAGCAUCUCAGUGACUCUAUCCCUGAGGCAUCUCCGCCCAGCGACGAUGAAGAUUCUGAAACUGAUGAAGAACCAACGGAGCCCGAAAACGGCCCAUGUCUCUAUGUCAGAGACUUCAACGUAUGGUACAAAAAUGAGAACGAUGAAGCCUUUCAACUGUCUGAGAAAGGAAACGAAGAGAGCCCUUACGACAAAAGACGCUUAUACAUAUCGCCAGACAAGCAGCAUGCAGUCGCAUGGCAGUAUACCCCGGGGCAAGACCGCAAGAUCAACCUGGUGGAAUCAUCUCCAGAAGAUCAGAUUGAGCCAAAACUUCACACAAAGACAUAUCUCAAACCAGGUGACCGUGUCAGGGUCGACAGACCUCGACUCUUUAACCUCAACACUCAUAGCGAAGUUGCAAUUGACGAUUCGCUUUUCAGGGACCCUUACCAAGUGAGCAAUCUGGAAUGGAAUCCUAACAGCCAGGAAUAUCUCUUUUAUUUUAACGAACGUGGCCAUCAACAUACUAGAUUGAUUGGUAUCAAAGUUGACGGGAGUGUCAGGACGCUCGUGGAAGAGAAGAGCCGCACAUUUGUAGACUAUACUAAGUCAUACUUUAAGCUCCUCAGAGACUCUGAUGAACUCAUCUGGGCUAGUGAGCGCGGCGGAUACAAUCAUCUGUAUCUGAUCGACCUCAUAACUGGCUCAGUCAAGAACCAGAUCACAAAAGGGUCAUGGAUGGUCAAUUUUGUAGAGUCUGUGGACAAAGAUCAUCGUCGAAUCUGGGUGCGAGGCCAUGGACUGAAGGACGGUGAAGACCCCUAUCACGCACAUCUAGCAAGAGUCAAUUUCGAUGGGUCAGAUUUCAAGGUUCUCACAGAUGGAGAUGGAACUCACUCUUGGUCUUUCUCUCCAGACAAACGCUACUUGAUAGACACUUGGUCAAGGGUAGAUUGCCCACCGACAACAGUUCUUCGUGAAAGCGAGUCUGGAGAAGAGAUAAUGACACUCGAGAAGACGGAUUCGAAAGAUUUGGAAGAUAAGGGAUGGUCUUCUCCCGAGAGGUUCGCUUCCCCUGGCCGGGAUGGCAAGACACUUAUAUACGGAAUGAUCAUUCGACCCGUCGACUUUGACAGCACCAAGAAAUAUCCCGUGUUUGAUGAGACCUAUGCUGGGCCUCAUAACUUUCGGGUCCCCAAAGCAUUUUCAACUCUCUCAGAUCGACGGCGAUGGGCAGAUGAAGGGUACAUCGUCGUGGUCAUUGACGGAAUGGGUACAAACUGGCGAAACAAAAGCUUUCAUGAUGUCUGCUAUAAGAAUCUUCACGAUUCAGGACUUCCAGACCAUAUCGCUUGGUUGGAAGCUGCAGCAUCUUCACGACCAUGGAUGGACCUCUCUCGAGUGGGAAUCAUGGGCGUUUCAGCAGGAGGACAAAACGCUGUAGCAGGAAUGCUUCACCACAGUGAUUUCUUCAAAGCCGGUAUAGCAGAUUCAGGUUGUCAUGAUAACCGCAUGGAUAAGUUAUGGUGGAACGAAUUGUGGAUGGGAUACCCAGUGGAUGAGGCAUAUGAGAAAGCAUCUAACAUAACUCACGCCAAGAAACUCAAGGGGCCCUUGAUGCUGAUUGCUGGAGAUAUGGACGAUAAUGUCGAUCCAUCUUCAACGUUUCAAAUGGUGAAUGCCUUGAACAAGGCGGGUAAGAAUUAUGAGUUUCUAUUUAUUCCUGGUGGUGGACAUGGCUGUGGGGGAGAGAAGUAUGGUCUUGCUCGCCAAAGGGAAUUCUUCAAGCGUCAUUUGCAGCAAGAGUCUGAGUAUCGAGUUGACAUCCCGCCUACGUACCUUAUGUUUGGCCAAACUCCUCAAUUGAGGCGCUUUCCUUUGCGUUUGUAUUGGGAACCGUUACAACCCCCUGCCCUCUCUCAUCUCUUCUUCUCUAUGAAGAUCUCGUACUUGUCCGUUGGGCUUCUCGCCCUCUUUAGCCCCUUGGUAGCCGCCUGGAGCAAAGAAGAUCGCGAAAUCUUUCGCAUUCGAGAUGAGAUCUCAAAGUAUGAGACCGAUCCCGCUGCGACCUUCUACGACAUCCUCGGCGUCCCUCCCUCUGCUUCGCUCGAUGAUAUUACCAAGGCCUAUCGCAAGCAGACCCGAAAUCUGCACCCGGACAAGGUCAGACAGGGAAUGCGAUCCAAGGCUGGAAAGGACAAGAAGGCCGGCGCAAAGACUAAGCCUCCUACCAAUGCUGAGAUCAAGGCUGCUGUGAAGAAGGCCGGCGAGGCUCAGGCUCGUCUCUCCCUCAUCGCUAACAUCCUUCGUGGCCCCGAGCGCGACCGAUAUGACCAUUUCCUGUCCAAUGGCUUCCCUCUCUGGAAGGGCACCGACUACUACUACAACCGAUACCGCCCCGGCCUGGGCACGGUCAUCGUUGGCCUUUUCCUCGUUGUAGGUGGUGGUAUUCACUACCUCACUUUGUACAUGAGCUGGAAGCGACAGAAGGAGUUUGUCGAGCGCUACAUCAAGUUCGCCCGCGACACCGCUUGGGGUGGUGGCCUUAACAUCCCUGGCGUCGACACAGCUCCUGCUCCAGCCCCUGUUGCAUCUCCCGCGCCCGCUAGCGACGAGGAAGAGGCUCCUCCUCUGCCCCAGAACCGACGAGAGCGCCGUAUGCAGGAGAAGGCGGCCAAGCGCGAUGGUGCUCGUCCUGCUAAGAAGACGCGCCGUGCUGCUCAGGCUUCCUCUGGAACUGCUACUCCUACCCCUGCUGCUGGACCUACUGGUGCUCGCAAGCGAGUUGUUGCUGAGAAUGGCAAGAUCCUUGUUGUUGACUCCCUUGGUGAUGUUUACCUCGAGGGAGAGGAUGAGGAGGGCGAGGUCCAUGAGUUCCUCCUUGACCCCAACGAGCUUGCCAAGCCUACCAUCAAGGAUACCGCAGUCUUCCGCGCACCCAUCUUCCUGUUCAACAUCACUGCCGGCCGCUUCCUUUCCAAGAAGCCCACCGACCUCGAGAUCGAGAUCCCCGCUGAGGAUGAGGACUCUGAUGUUCCCCAGCCCACCCCCAGCACUGACUCCGCCGGCGAGGACUUUGAGCUUCUUGACAAGAGCACCGAUUCUCUCACCAAGGCCAAGGCUUCUGGCGCUUCGCAAGGCAAGGCUAGCAAGCGCAAGGGCAAGAAGAGGUAAACUUUGGGAGUGCUUUCUAACAAAAGUUGACUGGGGCUGGGAGUGGAUGGAGUUGGUGUGAAACGGGGAGGAUGUAUUUUGUCAAAAGGACGGUUAAAUCUUAAAUGCUUGCCAUGUUAUAGUAGAUGUCAUUCAUGAAAAGGACUAGAUUUGGGAUAUGCCUUGUGUUCAGACUCUCUGCUUUGGGCCUUCAUGUGCCGACUAUCAGUGAUAUUUUGGGAUGGUCUUAGUCAAUUGGAAUAAAGAUGACUUGUAGACAAGAAACCUCGUAUUAUACCAA
Messenger RNA from Fusarium oxysporum Fo47, 4048 nucleotides. RefSeq lists its product as uncharacterized. Gene Ontology annotation, biological process: proteolysis. The coding region runs from base 1 to 3768 and encodes 1255 amino acids. The transcript has 6 exons. Gene Ontology annotation, molecular function: serine-type peptidase activity. Lineage: Eukaryota; Fungi; Ascomycota; Sordariomycetes; Hypocreales; Nectriaceae. The record is from RefSeq and is a predicted model, not a curated record.